AGACAAAAGCCCCUCAAAAUUCCCUCUCGGAGUCGGAGAGAACGUGCAGCAAACACUACACGAGAGUUCCAGUGAGCGAUCGCCGGCGAAAUUGGAAGAGAGAAGGGGAGAACAAGCAAAGAAGAGAACUAGAGUUCAUCAGCAAUGGCGUCGUCGUCAAGCAGCGGGCUGACUUUUAAGCUUCACCCGCUGGUGAUAGUCAAUAUUUCGGAUCACUACACCCGCGUCAAGUCGCAGAUGAACCCUCCCGUGGCUAGCACAAGCUGCUCGAAUACGAACGGCAGCGGAAACGGCGGUGAUUCUGCGGCCGUGGUGGCGCCAGCGCCGCCGCCGAGAGUGUACGGAUGCGUUAUUGGAGUUCAGAGGGGACGAACCGUCGAGAUCUUCAACAGCUUCGAGCUUCUCUACGACCCCUCCACUGACUCCCUCGACCGUGCUUUCCUCUUGAAGAAGCAGGAGCUCUAUAAGAAGGUUUUCCCCAACUUCUACGUACUGGGAUGGUAUUCUACCGGCAGUGAUGCGGAAGAAGCAGAUAUGCACAUUCACAAAGCUUUGAUGGAUAUUAAUGAAAGUCCUGUCUAUGUCCUACUGAAUCCUGCCAUAAAUCACGCUCAGAAGGAUCUUCCAGUGACUAUCUAUGAAAGUGAGCUGCAUGUGAUUGAUGGAAUUCCGCAACUGAUUUUUGUUAACUCAAGCUACACUAUUGAGACUGUAGAAGCUGAAAGGAUUUCAGUUGAUCAUGUUGCACACCUUAAGCCGUCUGAUGGAGGUUCUGCAGCCACCCAAUUGGCUGCUCACCUUACCAGCAUACACAGUGCCAUCAAGAUGUUAAAUAGCAGAAUUAGGGUGCUUCAUCACUAUCUUGUAGCUAUGCAGAAAGGUGAGAUUCCGUGUGAGAACUCCUUGCUUCGACAGGUAUCAAGCCUUCUGAGAAGAUUGCCAGCUAUUGAAUCUGAAAAGUUCCAAGAUGAUUUCUUAAUGGAAUACAGCGACACGCUUUUGAUCACAUACCUGGCCAUGUUCACCAACUGCUCAAGCACAAUGAACGAGCUGGUGGAAAAAUUCAACACUGCAUACGACAGGCACAGUCGAAGGGGCGGUCGAACUGCCUUCAUGUAGGAGAGAAGGCUUCUGCUUAUUGCUGCUGCUGCUAGUGGUUCUGUUUAUGCCUUCCCUCCGGCACAUAGAGUUUACCCUUUUGGUAUGUUGGAUAUGAAGACGCCUCCUGCACUCUUGCUUUGAAAGAAAUGGAAACAAUAUAUCACAUCUCAUUUGGUUUUGCUGUUCAUUAUGACAUGCUCUUCAAUGUUCUACUACCCUGAGAUCUAGGUAUAUCUUUCUUAUCCAAUGAAUGUGGAAAUCUGGAUGUUAAAAGACAGUUUCAAUGUUCUACAAGCAGUUAGAAUGUGGUGAAGUUCAGAUGUUUCAUUCAAAUAUCAAACUGAAUCUGAUUAGCAGCAAUCAACCUUCUCAAUCUAAUUAGUUAUUCCUACAAAUGAAUUGUCUUUUGCGAACUUUGAUAUACAACUCAAAACAAGAUGCAAAUUGUUCCCUUGGGACAAUUUGUUAUCGAAAGUACAGGUGCAAAUGGUACUCUUAUCUCCACAUUCCUUCCACCCCUGAAAGGAUCUAUAGCUUCUUUGCACUUAAUCAUUAUACAAUACGCUUUAUAAUGAUCCCUCCUUUCUCCCACCCCAUUUCACCUAUAAAUAGUAAACCAAACAAACAAUCCGAAGUAAAGAGAAGGAAGACAGAUCGUUUGGUUUGUUCAUGGCACAUACACGUCCAAGACUCAUGAAACGCAGACAAACAAAGAAAAGAGACAUUCAAACUUUGAACUUCACUGCUACCUGACUCGCCACUUCGCCCAUCCAUACGAAAACUUGGAAAGCCAUCCCCAUUAGAGUACAGAGUUGCCCGUUCUCCUGGACGCGCUACGCUAACAGUCAAACCCCCCCUCUCCUGCAAUGUGAUGUGCCAGUGUCAUGUGGUGUUAACAGGGACCGGCUUCCCACGCCCCAUGGCAAAUCCUCGGGUGCCAUCGGGCAUCCGGGGACCAGGCGGCGGUGGUUGCUUCACUGUAUGCUCGCACGUGGCUGCUGCAUUGCUCGAAGGAAGAGGCCCGCCGAUGUGGUUUCCUCCUCGGCCGGGGUUGUGGUGAUGGGAGUGGCCUCGGCCGCGUCCCUUUCCUCGUCCCCCUCUGCCACGUCCUUUUCUCUGUACUGCAUCCUUGUCGUUGUUAAGAUUGUCAUCCCCCUGCACAUUAAAGCCAAUGGGGAGUGAGAGCUACGGUCUUUCUCUGUUUCGUUAAAGCAAUUCGCUAGAGAAACAGAAAAAAGAAACUACUAGAAGAAGCAAACCCUAUGGCAUGUUUGCAAUUGCAACAGAAGUUGAAUGGUUAGACUUCACUAAACAUCGCUGUCACGUGAACGCUUAGCUGGAAUGUAUCUAUGAACAGUGAUCUUCACCUUGAUUAAUUUCGUUCAAAACAAUCAUUUUGUUUGAUUACGAUUGUAGAAAGUGGGAUUAUGCAACUAAUUUACUUAAAAGGAGGGACCCUAAGACUUGAAGAAUGUUCAUCAAAGUGAACAUCAUGCUUGUAUAUGAAAUCUGUUUCAGUUGAUUGCCGGCACUAUAGUGGAAUUAUACGACAGAUACAAAAAGGACGAAAUCGUAGCACUUACAGGAUGGCCAUUAACUUGGACAUCAGGCUGCUGUUUAGGAAGAUCCUCAAUCGGCUUUUCGUCUGACUGCUGCUCAGAGGUACAAGCCUCUUCUUCCUCCGACUGCCCUGGCCCAUCAACAUCCUUCUUCCCUCGCCCCCCAGCAGCAGGCUUUGACUAGAGUACAAAAAGAGAGCCAUCAAUUUCUAAGCAAAUCCACUUCAUGACUGUGAUACAUAAACAGAAAUGGAUGAGCCAGUAUAAUGUAAAGAUGCUCUUCCCUUCACGAUUUUGUUACAGCUUGAAAGGAAAGCAUGGGUUGAGAUAUUUAAACCCAAGCCACAGCAUAAACUUAGACAAAUUUUCUCUUACACUAUAUCUACUAACAAACUAUUGCUUAGAAA
Linum trigynum is the source of this 3067-nucleotide messenger RNA. Lineage: Eukaryota; Viridiplantae; Streptophyta; Magnoliopsida; Malpighiales; Linaceae. The record is from the annotation of a GenBank genome assembly.